Molecule: messenger RNA, 1519 nt
Organism: Arabidopsis lyrata subsp. lyrata
Lineage: Eukaryota; Viridiplantae; Streptophyta; Magnoliopsida; Brassicales; Brassicaceae
Product: FAD-dependent urate hydroxylase
Molecular function (GO): FAD binding
Source: RefSeq, a predicted model, not a curated record
AAAAUUGAUUUUAUACAUUAAAAAAAAAAAGCGAAUCCACUUGUAACGUGGCUAUGUCUCUUGUGCGUCCGAUCUAUCCUCUCCAAUCCUUCUUGGCCAGAAGCAAGAGAUGGUUUCCGGUUCGAACAGGAACAAAACCGGUUUGUUUAGCAAUGAGUACCAGAGCCGAAACAAGCGGUGCUGACCGAGAGGAGAAAGUAGUGAUUGUUGGCGGCGGGAUUGGCGGACUUGCCACCGCCGUUGCUCUUCACCGGCUUGGAAUCCGGUCGGUGGUGUUGGAGCAGGCAGAGUCGCUUCGGACCGGAGGAACAUCUCUGACGCUAUCCAAGAAUGGGUGGCGUGUUCUUGACGACAUCUCCGUUGGACCUCAACUCCGAAAACAGUUUCUUGAAAUCCAAGGGGUGGUAGUGAAGAAGGAAGAUGGAAGAGAGCUUCGUUCUUUCCAAUUUAAAGACAAUGAUCAAAGCCAAGAAGUUCGGGCGGUGGAGAGACGAGUACUCUUGAAAACACUUGCAAGCCAGCUUCCUCCGCAAACCAUUCGGUUUUCCUCAAAACUAGAAAGUAUACAAAGCAAUGUCAAUGGUGACACUCUCCUUCAACUUGGAGAUGGAACUCGGUUGCUUGCAAAUAUUGUUAUAGGUUGUGAUGGUAUCCGGUCUAAGGUUGCAACUUGGAUGGGGUUCAGUGAGCCGAAAUACGUUGGUUAUUCCGCUUUCCGUGGCCUCGGGUUCUUUCCAAAUGGACAGCCAUUUCAGCAAAAGGUGAACUACAUAUUCGGUAGAGGGCUUCGAGCUGCAUAUGUACCUGUAUCUACAACAAAAGUCUACUGGUUCAUCUGUUUCAACAGCCCAUCUCUAGGUCCCAAAAUUACAGAUCCAGCUAUCCUAAGAAAACAAGCCAAGGAACUGGUUAGUACCUGGCCAGAAGAUCUGCAAAACCUCAUCGAUCAAACACCUGAUGAUGCAAUCAGCAGAGAUCCUCUUGUAGACCAGUGGGUUUGGCCUGGUAUUGCUCCUCGAGCAUCAAAAGGUCGGGUUGUUCUUGUUGGAGAUGCUUGGCACCCAAUGACUCCAAAUCUUGGACAAGGUGCUUGUUGUGCCUUGGAAGAUUCAGUUGUUCUGGCAAAUAAACUUGCCACUGCAAUGAAUGGAGGGACCGAAUCAAUUGAAGGGGCAAUGGAAUCAUAUAGGAGUGAGAGAUGGUCUCAGGUAUUCCGGUUGACAGCACUUGCAAACCUAGUUGGAAAACUUCUGCAGUCGGACAAUCCUCUUGUGUGUUCCAUUAGAGACAAUAUUGUCGUGCAAUGGGACAAUCCUCUCGGACCAAUUCUGGAACACACAAACUUUGAGUGUGAGCCUCUCUAUGUUUCAAAAAGCUGAAUUUGGCAGCCAUUUUGAACUGUCUAUGUAGUGAGAUCUAAAAGCAUUUGUUCCAUUAGAUAUAGGACUUGAACAAUGUAUAAUCAGAGGAACAAUCUCAAAGAAGAUAAUAAAAACUCUGUGAAUUGAAUGUAAAAGAA